Messenger RNA from Pecten maximus, 2236 nucleotides. RefSeq names its product leucine-rich repeat-containing protein 4C-like. The transcript has 3 exons. Bases 116 to 1501 code for a protein of 461 amino acids. Gene Ontology annotation, cellular component: extracellular matrix. Gene Ontology annotation, molecular function: protein binding. The record is from RefSeq and is a predicted model, not a curated record. NCBI's taxonomy places the organism in Eukaryota, Metazoa, Mollusca, Bivalvia, Pectinida, Pectinidae.
UGACAGAGACCCGGUAUAAGGGGAGUUGAAGAGCAUUCGAUCACCAGGUUUUUACUCAGUGAAGAUAGUGAUUGGAUCCAAAGAUAACCGGUACCGGACUCAUUACUGAACAGUUAUGAGGAGUGUAGCGUUUGUCUGCUUGGUGACUCUGGCUGUGUUAAACUGUGACGUCACAGAAGCCGCAUGUCCUAUUCAGGGAAGUCUUGGAUGUUUCUGUCAGAACCACGUUGUUGAUUGCUCUGAUAAAAAUAUCAACACUGUCCCGACCUUCACCAACACGGGAUGGGACAAUUUCAAUAUUCUCAGACUAUCUCAUAACAACAUCAGAAACAUACCAAACAGAGCCUUCAUCAACAUCAACGUUACUAGAAUCGAGCUUGACUACAACAAUAUCAACUCUAUAGAUGCAGACGCUUUCGCAGGUAUCUCAACUUAUCUAACAUCACUGAAUCUGGAAGGGAAUAAUCUAAGUUCAGCGUCAGGUGCCUUUAAAUUCCUGCCACAUCUGACAUCCCUCAAUAUCCUCCACAACCCGGUCCGCUUAGUCCCCGAUGAUGUCUUGUACACUCUUGGAUCAACUCUACUGGAUUUCAGCUUUGGGGAUGAUGGGUUACAAUUCUGGCCACCAACACUAAACCACUUACAGGCCCUGAGAAGUCUUCUAUUUGAAGGGAAAAGUAUGAGUAAUAUUCCUUUCGAUGCAUUCCACGGAUUUGAACUGACCUUGCGAAAACUCACUUUGCGCAGGACCAAUGUAGCAAGUAUUCCUCUAGCUGUAAAAGAACUGUUAUAUCUGGAGGAAUUUUAUUUUGAGGAUAACAUUAAUGUUGGUGAUGAUGGCAUAAUUGAAAGUGCGUUUCGAACAAGUCGUGGCGAUGGUGGAUCUCCAAUUAAAACACUUAGUUUGAAAAACAACGGCUUAAGCACUUUUCCGGCAGCUCUUCAGCAAUUCCCAAAUUUAACAAGCUUCUUCAUGGACGGAAACCACUUGUGGUAUAUUAAUGAUGCCAUGGUAUCCUAUGUGCGAGGUUACAUGUACACCAUCAGCCUGAAAAGCUGCAACCUGGACCGCAUACCACAAGCCAUCCUCCGCAUCAGAUAUCUCCGCAACCUUGACUUGUCUGACAAUAAUAUAAACAGUAUAUAUAGCAACGACCUAACAUUUGGCGACAAUGGCGAAAUUCAUGAGCACUUAGUGUCUCUUAACCUUGCCAAUAAUCCCCUAGCGUACAUAGCAAACAAUUCUUUCAGGGCUCUUGUCGCGCUCAGGGAGCUCAACAUCAACUCGACUGCGCUCACCGCCAUUCCAAAAGCCUUGGGCGGCGUUUCAAGCCUCCAGAAGGUUUAUGUUCACGAUACGACCAUUGAAUGCACUUGCGAUUUAAAAUGGAUACAGACCAGUACGGCAAAUCAUGUGAAUUUUGAGGGCGAGUGCGACACCAUUACUCAGAAUAUACAGGAGUAUAUACAAAACAGAAUCCCGUCCUGUCCCUCGGAGUAAUAUACUAUCCUCCCACGGAAUCAUACAUUGUUCUUCUCACCGGUAACUUGUACUAUUCUGAUGGGAAACGCAUGAAUUAUCCUCCGCCAGAAACUUUAAUUUUCUUCGCUAGACGCUUCCAUCGUUCUUCGCCGAACACUGCUAUUCAUCGGACACAUGAAUUAUUGUUUACAAUAUACUUAUUCUAUAUCGGACAUUUGUAUUAAUCUGUAAAGGAAACUUGCGUAGUUGGUUUAAAUGUAAUGUUGAUAUCAGUAAUCAGAUGAUCUUGAGCAGAAAUAUAACUAUUUGGUUAUUUCUUGAUAAGUAGCAUUGUAUUAAUUAUUCUAUUGUCCUGCAUAUACAUUGUAUGUAGAGUAAAACUUUGUUUUGGUCCUUUUUAUUACUGAUUCCGAUUUUCUCUCUCUUUGUUUUCUAUUCGUGUUACAUGCUGUGGUAGAAUUCAUAGUAAUCAAUCAACUGCCAGCUAUCAGCGAUAUGCUUUAUUGUAGCUCUACUAAAGAAUUAAAUGUUAUCCGCUUAGGCAUGCGUUGAUCAUCUGAACCAUAAUCUGAAGUUAUAUUUCUCGGGACGUCAUGUUCAUAAAUAGAAUGCUUUAUUUCAAGGGACACAACUACUUACAGUUAUCCUAAAGCUAGUACUGUAAGCGAUGAUGAUUCUGUUCAUAUAACCUAAUAUCUGGAAAUGCAUUUGUAAAGUUUUAUAAUAAAAUAGCUGUGAAUUGCUUGAGUCGUA